This is a messenger RNA of Pipistrellus kuhlii (Kuhl's pipistrelle), 4055 nucleotides long. It is a transcript of the gene MTMR10, whose product is annotated as myotubularin related protein 10. The coding region runs from base 328 to 2745 and encodes 805 amino acids. The record is from RefSeq and is a predicted model, not a curated record. NCBI's taxonomy places the organism in Eukaryota, Metazoa, Chordata, Mammalia, Chiroptera, Vespertilionidae. The transcript has 16 exons.
GCGCCGCUCCCCCCUGCGCCCUCGCUGAGGAGGUCCGGGCGGCGGCGGGUGCGCGGCGCCGCGGCGACAGCCCCGCGUGACGGCGGCGCGGGCGAGGCCUGGAGGCCCCGAGCGCCUGGCCGCCAGCCCCCCGCGCGCGCCGCCGCCGUCUCUCGGGGCAGGGCCACUUCCGGGGAUGGGCUCGGGCGGCCGCCGUCGGCCCCGUCCCGACUCUGCCCCCCGCCCCCCGGCUCCUCCCCGCCCGUCCGAGCGCCGGGCCCGGCUGGCCACACGGGGAGCGCUCAGCCCGCGGCGGGUCCCGGCUGGCGAGCGGGCCGGGGCGGGACCAUGUUCUCCCUCAAGCCGCCCAGACCCACCUUCCGGUCCUACCUGCUGCCGCCGCCCCAGGCGGAGGACAAGUUCGAUUCGGAGCCCAAGAUUAAAAAGCUGGAGCCGGUGCUGCUGCCAGGAGAAAUUGUUGUGAACGAAGUCAGCUUUGUGAGAAAGUGCAUUGCAACCGACACGAGUCAGUACGACCUGUGGGGGAAGCUGAUUUGCAGCAACUUCAAAAUUUCCUUCGUCACGGACGACCCGAUGCCCUUGCAGAAGUUCCAUUACCGGAACCUUCUUCUCGGCGAGCAUGAUGUCCCCUUAACGUGUAUAGAGCAAAUCGUUGCAGUGAAUGACCACAAGAGGAAGCAGAAGGUCCUGGGCCCCAACCAGAAGCUGAAGUUCAACCCAACGGAGUUAAUCAUUUACUGCAAAGACUUCAGGAUCGUCCGCUUUCGCUUUGAUGAAUCCGGGCCCGAAAGUGCCAAAAAGGUGUGCCUUGCCAUAGCUCAUUACUCCCAGCCAACAGACCUCCAGCUCCUCUUUGCCUUUGAGUACGUUGGGAAGAAGUACCACAGCUCAGCCAGCACGCCCAACGGGCUCCCGGCGGGCGGCGGGCCGGGCGGCGCCCAGAAGACGCCGCUUUUCGAGGCCUACUCCGACUGGGACCGCGAGGUCAAGCGGACAGGCGCCUCGGGGUGGAGAGUGAGCUCCGUGAACGAGGGCUACAUGAUCUCCACGUGCCUUCCAGAAUACUUCGUGGUGCCCAGCUCCCUGGCCGACCAGGACCUGAAGACCUUCUCCCACUCUUUCGUCGGAAGAAGGAUGCCGCUGUGGAGCUGGAGCCACCCGAACGGCAGUGCCCUGGUGCGGACGGCCCUCGUCAAGGACCUGCAGCAGCGGAAGAUCGACCAGAGGAUCUGUAACGCAAUAACCAAGAGCCACCCGCAGAGGAGUGACGUUCAUAAGUCGGAUUUGGAUAAGACCCUGCCCAACAUCCAAGAAAUACAAGCGGCUUUUGUAAAGCUGAAACACCUCUGUGUCAACGAGCCCUUUGAAGAGACCGAAGAGAGAUGGCUAUCCUCGCUGGAAAGCACUCGGUGGCUAGAAUACGUGAGGGCGUUCCUGAGACACUCGGCAGAACUCGUGUACACGCUGGACAGCAGAGGAGGAGGGCAGAGACCUGAGCUGCGUGGUUGCAUCUCUCGUGCAAGUGAUGCUGGAUCCCUACUUCAGGACCAUCCCCGGGUUCCAGAGCCUGGUUCAGAAGGAGUGGGUGAUGGCGGGGCACCAGUUCCUGGACCGGUGCAACCACCUCAAGAGGUCGGAGAAGGAGUCGCCGCUGUUCCUGCUGUUCCUGGACGCCACGUGGCAGCUGCUGGACCAGUUCCCGGCCGCCUUCGAGUUCUCCGAGACCUACCUGGCCGUGCUGGGCGACAGCACCCGCAUCUCCCUGUUCGGCACCUUCCUGUUCAACUCGCCGCACCAGCGGGUGAAGCAGAGCACGGAGUUUGCCAUCAGCAGGAACAUCCAGCUCGGCGACGAGAAGGGCUUGAAGUUCCCCUCGGUGUGGGACUGGUCCCUGCAGUUCACCGCCAAGGACCGCACGCUCUUCCACAACCCCCUGUACGUCGGCAGGAGCGCGCCCUGCGUGCGCAACAGCUCCGGGAAGGCCUUCAAGCGGACCAAGAGAAACUGCAGCUCCACGCUGCGGGGCAUGCCCGCCUCCCUCCGGAACGGACUCCUCGGCGACCAGGACUCCCUCCCGCGCAGGAACUCCCUGAUCCUGCAGGUGAGGCCGGAGCCGCCUCCGCACGCCGGGGGCCCGGACGGCGGCCUGGAGCGGUUCUUCGGGGAGUGGCUCUGCAGGCCGGCCGACCUGCACGGCCUGCUGCUGCCCCGCCUGUCGGGCGCGCACAUAAAGCUCUGGAAACUGUGCUACUUCCGCUGGGUCCCCGAGGCCCAGAUCGACCGCGGGGGCUUCAUCACCGCCUUCCACCGGCUCUCGCUGCUGGCCGACGAGGUGGACGUGCUGAGCAGGACGCUGCGGCAGCACCGGGCCGGCCCGCUGGAGGCCGCCUACGCCGAGCUCGGCCAGAGCCGCAUGUACUUCCGGGCCCGCGGCCCCCAGGACGCCUCGGGCACGCCGGCCUUCCUCUCCUCCUCCUUCCCCUUCUCCCCCGUCGGCAACCUCUGCCGGCGCAGCAUCUCGGGCACGCCGCUGAGCGCGUUCCUGAGCGGCGCCAAGACCUGGCUGUCCACGGAGACGCUGGCCCCCGAGGACUGAGCGGGCGCGUCCCGGGCGUCCUCCCCCGGCUCGCGUUGCCAGCCUGGGCGCUCGGCGCCCUGCUGCUGCCAUACGUACGAGUGACCGCUGAGAUCUGCACUAACGUUGGGAACAUGCUGAACCGUGCGUGCUUCCCUCGCCGUCGCUAGGAGACGGGCGUUCACUCGGGUCUCGAUGUCCCUUUCCAUGUCCAGGUCCGGCUCUGCUGCCCCGCAGGCAGGCAUCCCCGCGUACUGCCGUGACGGCGGCGGGAAUCAGGGCGCGUCCGCAGCCAGAGCCGCAGUCAGGAGAGGGCGGAGUAGUGUGUAGCCUGUUUUCGGGGAGCGUCGCCGGCCCCCAGCAGCCGGCAGGAGGUAUCGGUGUCUGUCUCCGGUGCCUUUCUGUCGUCUGUGUCUCCUUGAACUCCCCGGGGACCAAGGUCGAGCACUGGAAUCUACUUCCAUCGCUCGGGACCGGAGAUCACUGUGUCUUAAAACCGUGCGUGUGCCCUCACCGCCCUCGAGCUAGCCUUAAACCGAUGUGCACUGUGAACUUUGAGAAGCGUUUGCUGUAGAUAACGGAACGUAGAAGUGCCUUUGACGCUGAGAUGAAGGUCUGAGUAGCAUGGUUAAGGAGAGUUUGUCUUUGCGGUUAGGGAGUUCCCAUCCCGCUGCGUACUGAGACGGGCCUUUCACACUAAGUUCGCGCCAACAGGCAGGAGUCCCCAGAGCAAUGUCCCGUCCGUCUGGGAGGCCCCAGGGCCACAGCAGGCCUGGGGCGAGGGGCCAGGCCGUUCGCACGGAGCCAACCCCAGGAGGGCUUCCCCUCCGCCCACCCCCACUUAUGAUUGAGCCCAAAACCCAGGCACGUGCCCUUGACUGGAAUUGAACCCGGGACCCUUCGGUCUGCAGGCCAGCACUCUGUCCACUGAGCCACAUCAGCUGGGGUUCAGACCAAGUUCGUAAAAGGCUUAGGUGGAGAGAACAAGAGAAAAAAACAGCCACUCGGAGUCCUGCCACUUUGAUAAAUAGCAAGAGGCCUCCACACCCCCAGCUUUUGAUCGCAGUGUGCAGAGGGGCGGGCGGGGCGUUGCUGGUCUGAGGCUCCUAGUCUUGAAAUUGUGCGCCAAAGCCAAAGCCGCGAGGCGGGCCCAGCUCACGCUGGCGGGGGUGUCUGCGCCCUCAUUCCGCUGACAGGGCGAACGUCUCCGAGUCUGGCUGUUACCUUGUUAAAACUGUCAUCCUGAGCUUUUAUAAACGUUUUAUAAUACGGCGUCUAGCUCGCUGACUUCCUUUUCUAAAACAGGUUUUUUCAAAAGUCUUACCUUUAUACGUCACAGAUAGCUGUUUCUAUUGAAUUAUCUGCCUUUUAUAAACUGUUAGAUGAUGUGUCUGAAUCAAAGGGAUAGGUGUUCCUACUGAGUCUUAGGAGAUUGGUCUGGCGGACACACCCAGGGUCCUUGCCAGCCCGCUGCCUGGAG